AUGGCGCUUCGAGAACGCUCGAAAUUGAUGAGUGUCACUGUGGACGCCAUCAAAUCUAUCGAAACAUUCGUCAAGGAAUACGAUGCCGAGGUCGAUCAGAGUAAGAUCGACUCAAGAUUAAUGAGGUUGGAUCAAUUAUACGAUCGUUUUGUAAAUGUGUCGAUUGAAGUGGAAUUGCUUAUGGAGGAGCAGGGCGAAACGAAGGCAACGUUUGUAAAGAAGCGCAGUGAAAUAGAGGACUUGUAUUACAAGCUCCGGGAUUUCCUCACGUUGAAUAAGCAGAAUAGUACGCCUUCUAUUCAAGCCUCUCACGUUUCUUCCUCUGUCGUUCGACUACCGAAGAUAGAUCUGCCCACAUUCGAUGGUGAUAUGGAUAAUUGGAUUCCGUUCUACGACGCCUAUCGUAGUUUAAUCCAUAAUAAUAAGGAUUUGGCAGCUGUUGACAAAUUCCACUACUUGUUGGCGGCGCUCAAGGAUCCAGUCAAGCGUCUGCUGGAUACCACGAGCAUAACCGGGGGCAACUAUAAGAUUGCGUGGGAUCUUCUGGUUAGUCGUUACGACAACAAGCGCUUGUUGAUCAAAAAUCAUAUCAGCUCGCUCUUUAAUUUUGAGCCCGUGAGAAAAGAAUCUUCUGCUGCUAUUCUAGCCCUUGUCGACCAUUUCGAGCGCCACGUGAAGAUUUUAACGUCGUUGGGGGAGCCGACCAUGCAAUGGAGCUUGUUGCUAGUGCACAUGGUGUGCAGUCGUUUAGCCAGGGACAAACCUCGUUUCUCUGUGGCUCACACCGCAUCCGUUUCUAAACCGUUCCCACCUAAAUCCACCAGUUGCAUUGUGUGCAAUCAACCCCACCGUAUUUACGACUGUGAGGUGUUCAAACGGAUGCAACUUGACCAAAAGCAAGAUAUAGUGCGGAAGAAGAAGCUUUGCUGGAAUUGUCUGUCGUCCAACCACCUUAGUCGUGAGUGUUCCUCAAAACCCUGCCGGAGGUGCAACGAGAAGCACCACACUCUAUUACACCCGUCCUCCCCCAACGGUCGUGCCACCCAACCCCAAGCAAAACCACCAAUUCGGACUGAUGACGAGUCCGUGAUACCGGCUCUGGUAUCUGUUCCCACUCCAUUUGCCUCAAACACCUCGUCCGCCACCCAACUGCCAUCCACUUCGAAUGCGUUAGCUGCCGCCAGCUCAUCGAAAGCUACCUACUCAACUGUCCUGCUGUCUACUGCCGUGGUGAAGGUCCAUGGCCCUUCCGGAAAGUCCACAUUUGUUAGAACCCUGCUGGAUUCCGGCUCCGAGUCAAAUUUUAUCACCGAAAGAAUCGUUCAGCUUCUGGGUCUACACCGGCAAAAGCGAGUUGCAGUUAUCGCCGGAAUGGGUGGAUCCACUGUGAAUAGUCACCAAUGUACCGUCGCAACAUUCUGUUCCGUUGAUUCCACCUACUCGAAUACUUUGGAAUUCAGCAUUCUCUCCAAGAUUACCAACGAUCUUCCAGGAAGGAUACUCGAUGUUUCGAAAUGA
Armigeres subalbatus is the source of this 1518-nucleotide messenger RNA. RefSeq lists its product as uncharacterized. Gene Ontology annotation, molecular function: aspartic-type endopeptidase activity. The transcript is spliced from 2 exons. NCBI's taxonomy places the organism in Eukaryota, Metazoa, Arthropoda, Insecta, Diptera, Culicidae. The record is from RefSeq and is a predicted model, not a curated record. Bases 1 to 1518 code for a protein of 505 amino acids. Gene Ontology annotation, biological process: proteolysis.